Phyllostomus discolor (pale spear-nosed bat) is the source of this 6623-nucleotide messenger RNA. RefSeq names its product ubiquitin specific peptidase 42 (gene USP42). Gene Ontology annotation, biological process: regulation of apoptotic process; protein deubiquitination. Bases 1156 to 5172 code for a protein of 1338 amino acids. Gene Ontology annotation, cellular component: nucleus; cytosol. The transcript has 19 exons. Gene Ontology annotation, molecular function: cysteine-type deubiquitinase activity; cysteine-type endopeptidase activity. NCBI's taxonomy places the organism in Eukaryota, Metazoa, Chordata, Mammalia, Chiroptera, Phyllostomidae. The record is from RefSeq and is a predicted model, not a curated record.
GACUUUUCUGGGGGCCAAGCAAGUGGCUGCAGGCUCUGAGGAGCGGAGCUACUUGUGGCUUGUUUCUGAAACCUUCAUCCUGUGUUAUGGUCGACCGGGAGUGCGCCGGGGAGCAGAUUGUGCGAAUGGGCGUGGCGAGAGGAGAAAGGUCGCCUCGGGGUGCAGGGUCAGGAUGACAGCCCCUGGGCAGGCCGGGCGGGUGUGACUUGGUGUUAGGGAUUACGCGCCGGAGGCGGGAGAGAGAGGAACUCAGGUCCGAGCAAGAGAGGGCCACGUCCUUAAUCAAAGCAGGGAACCCAAAACGGAGGAGCAGGGUCUUGGGAGGGGAGAUGCAAGGACGAAUCACUUCGUUCUCUGUUGGACCUCGCGGUGGACAUAUCCGAUAAGUAGCAGGAAGCAGCGAUCUGGCACUCGGGAACCAGCGCUGGUCUAGGUGUCCCCAAAGACUGCGGGAAUGCUCGGAUCCGAGGUGACAGCAAUGGCCCGGCCCUUUUCUGGGCUCAGGUGUAAUAUCCACCGCUUCCUGUAACACAAUUUGUGGAGCCUGACGGCCUGCGGGCACGCCGCUGGGGCCGGCGUGGGCGAGGGACGAGCGCCGCGGGCGUAGCGGAGAAGCGCACGAGGGAGGUUCCCCGGAUUCGUGUCCGUUUUGGAGGCCCAGGCGGCCCGCCCGGCGUGCUCCCGCGCGGGCCAGACCCCGGAGCAGACACCAGGGUUAUCACCCGCCUGCCCUAGGGCCCCGCGCCCGCCGCCGCCGGCCGCUCCGGGGAAGGACCUCGCCCGGCCUCGGCCCGCCAAUCAGCGCGGCCCUCCCGCCGCGCCCCGGCGCUCCAGUGACGCGCGCGCCCCGGCCUACGCCCGCGGCGCUUUGGCGACGGCCCCUCCCGCGCCCGCCCGGCCCGUUAACUGCGCGCCGCGCCUCUUGUGCGACGGCCCCUGGGCGGCGGCGCGUGCGGACCCAGCCUUGGCGCGCCCCCUGGCGGCCCGGCGGGGCGCUGCGGACGCGGCGCUGACCCGGAGGCGGCGGCGGCGGUGCCCGGAUGGAGGCACGUCAUUGUCCCCCGCCGGGCGGCUGGGCUGUGUGCGGCGGCGGCGGCGGCGGCGGCGGCGGCCGAGGGGGAUGGAGCGAGCGCCGAGCCGGGUCAGAGUUGAACAAUGACCAUAGUUGACAAAGUUUCUGAAUCCUCAGACCCGUCACCCUAUCAGAAUCCGCCCGGCAGCUCUGAGGCGGUCUCACCCGGAGACAUGGAUGCAGGGCCUGCCGGCUGGGGUGCUGUGUCUUCGUUGAACGAUGUUUCGAAUCACACACUUUCUUUAGGACCAGUACCUGGUGCUGUAGUUUAUUCAAGUUCACCUGUACCUGAUAAAUCAAAACCAUCACCACAAAAGGAUCAAGCCCUAGGGGAUGGCAUUGCUCCUCCGCAGAAGGUUCUCUUCCCGUCCGAGAAGAUCUGCCUGAAGUGGCAGCAGACGCACCGAGUGGGCGCCGGGCUGCAGAACCUGGGCAACACCUGCUUCGCCAACGCCGCGCUGCAGUGCCUGACCUACACGCCGCCCCUCGCCAACUACAUGCUGUCCCACGAGCACUCCAAGACCUGCCACGCAGAAGGGUUCUGUAUGAUGUGCACCAUGCAAGCACACAUCACCCAGGCCCUCAGUAACCCUGGGGACGUCAUCAAACCGAUGUUUGUCAUUAACGAGAUGCGGCGUAUAGCUAGGCACUUCCGGUUUGGAAACCAAGAAGACGCCCACGAGUUCCUUCAGUACACCGUUGACGCUAUGCAAAAAGCGUGCCUGAACGGCAGCAAUAAGUUAGACAGACACACCCAGGCCACCACGCUCGUUUGCCAGAUAUUUGGAGGAUACCUAAGAUCCAGAGUCAAAUGUUUAAAUUGCAAAGGCGUUUCAGACACUUUUGAUCCGUAUCUUGAUAUAACAUUGGAGAUAAAGGCCGCACAGAGUGUGAACAAGGCGCUGGAGCAGUUUGUGAAGCCCGAGCAGCUGGACGGAGAGAACUCCUACAAGUGCAGCAAAUGUAAAAAGAUGGUUCCAGCUUCAAAGAGAUUCACCAUACACAGAUCCUCCAACGUUCUUACACUUUCUCUGAAACGCUUUGCAAAUUUUACCGGUGGAAAAAUUGCCAAGGACGUGAAAUAUCCGGAGUACCUUGACAUUCGACCGUACAUGUCUCAACCGAACGGGGAACCCAUCGUUUACGUCUUGUACGCGGUCCUGGUGCACACCGGCUUCAACUGCCACGCGGGCCACUACUUCUGCUACAUCAAGGCGAGCAACGGCCUCUGGUACCAGAUGAACGACUCCAUCGUGUCCACCAGCGACAUCAGGGCGGUCCUCAGCCAGCAGGCGUAUGUGCUCUUCUACAUCAGGUCCCACGAUGUGAAAAACGGAGGCGAGCUCACUCACCCCGCCCACAGCCCCGGCCAGUCCUCGCCCCGGCCGGUGAUCAGCCAGCGCGUCGUCAGCGGCAAGCCGGCCGCGCCGGGGUUCAUCGGACCGCAGCUCCCUGCGCACGUGAUGAAGAACCCGCCCCACGUGAACGGGACCGGGCCGCUGAAAGAGGCGCCGAGCAGCUCCCUGUCGAGCCCGAACGGAAACGCCAGCGUCAGCAGGGCUGGCCCCGUCAGCGCCUCGACCUCUGUUCAGAACUGGUCAGUGAACAGGUCCUCAGUUAUUCCGGAACACCCCAAGAAACAAAAAAUCACAAUCAGUAUUCACAACAAGUUCCCUGUCCGCCAAGGUCAGUCGCAGCCCAGCCUGCACGGCAGUCCUUUGGAGAGCCCUGCCAGGCCCGCCCCCUCUUCCACCGUUACCAAUUCUUCCGCAAUGCAGUCUACCUCGGGCGCUGCUCCCGCGCCGGGGCCCGGCCCGGGCCCGAAGCCGCCGGCCCCCAGUGAGUCCUGCUCCAAGCCGGUGGUGAACGGCAAGUCCAAGCUGAGCUCCAGCGUCCUGGUCCCCUACGGCGCCGAGUCCUCGGAGGAGUCCGACGAGGAGGCCAAGGGCCUCGGCCGGGAGAACGGCCUGGGCGCGGCCGAGAGCGUGCGCCCCGCCACUCGGGACGGGGACGGGGACGGGGACGGGGCCCCUGCGCACGCGCUCCUCCGAGAGCCGGCUCCUCUGAACGGUGCUAGUGACGGCGCGGACGGCGACCCCAAAGAAAACGGUCUGUCGUUCGACGGUGCCGGUUGCCAAGUCCAGCCUGCUCUGCACUCAGAAAACCCCUUUUCCAAGGCAAACGGCCUGCCCGGGAAGCUGAUGCCCGCUCCUCUGCCACCGCUCCCGGAAGAUAAAAUCUUAGAGACCUUCAAGCUCGGCAGCAAGGGGACGGCAGGCUCACCGGAGGAAGCCAGUGCCGCCGGAGCCGGAGCCGGAACCGAGGGAAGCCCGACCGUGCAUCCCCGUCCUGAGGCUGGCCUGGAGCCUGGCAGCCCCGCCCCUGACGGCCGGGAGAAACUGGGGGCAGUCCCCAGCCCCAGCAGCAAGUUCAAGAAGGCUCUGCCGCUCUCGGACCCCAGCACCAAAUCUACCAAAGAAGAGGCCUCUGAGAACGCCUCAGCAGAACCGCAGGAGUCCUCGCCCGGCCCCGGCCACCUUUGUAACGCCGCCAAGACCACCGCCGGGGACGACCGCCUCUCUAAACUGUGUGAGCCCGGGAAUUUAACAGGCGAGCAGAGCAAAGCAGCCCAGGACGUGACAGGGACAUCAUCAGAGAGUCCCCAGGACGUGGCGGCAGUGGAAGCCACGGGGAGGCUGAGCCCGCGUCCCUCGGCAGGGGCCGGGGGCGACGGUGCGCAGGGACCCUCGGUGCACAGUGGCCGAGACCAGGGCGGGGAGGCAGGAGCGGAAGAGGCGCCCGAGGGCAUGGGGGCACCUGCCAACGAGCUGCCCUGUCCUCCGCUGGACAAGGUCACAGAAGGCCAUUCAGAAGCGGGUGGGGCUCCUCAGCAGAGUUCCGGGGACCAGUGUGAAGAGAAUGGGGCUGGGCAGAGAGUCCAAGAUCGUUCCCCAGUUAAGGAAAAGAUCAGCAACCUCCGAAAAGUGGACCGAGGACAUUACCGCAACCGGAGAGACCGCUCCUCCAGUGGGGAGCGCCCGCGGGACAGCAGGAGCAAGACCGAGGACCAUUACCACCAGAGGCGGCACCCCUACGUGCGGGAGCGGGCGCCGCAGGGCCGCUUCAGGCCGGAGCACGGCGGCGGGGGCCCGCACCACCCCUGCCAGCACCACGGCCUGGCCCGGCACCGCCACCACCGCUCCCGGAGCAGGGGCCGGUCCGACCAGGGCUGGGGCACCUACCGCCACUCGGAGGAGCACUCCUGGGGCCGGGAGAAGUGCUACCCAGACAAGAGGAGGUGGGACAAGUGCCGCUAUUACCACGACAGGUACGCCCCGUACACGGCUCGGGAGGCGUGGGAGUGGAGGCCUCUGCACGGCGACCGGGACUACGACCGCGUGGGCCAGCACGGCGGCCCGCCGUGCAAGGACUCCCACCGGGGCAGGAGGGGCUGCGCGCUGGCCGCCGGGGAGCGGGAGCAGCGCCGCUUCAGCAGCCCCCGCGCGGGCCCGCCCCACGCCCUGCCUCCCUGCCCCGAGAAGUACCCCCACGAGAAGACCGCACUGGGACCCGAAGGCAGCAGCUGUCACCUCGCCGAUCACUUGCAUGAACACAAGGAUGCGAAGCCACGGAAACGGCGGUACGACAGUGUGGAACGGAGUGACACCUACGCAGAAAAGAAAGCCUGGAGAAGCUCACCAAGGGGCCCCUUAGAAGAACCUAAAGUGAAGAAGCACAAAAAGUCAAAGAAGAAAAAGAAAUCCAAAGACAAGCACCGAGAGCGCGAUUCCAGGCACCCGCAGGACUCAGACCUCUCGGGAGCACACUCCGACGCGGACCUCCACAGGCACAGGAAGAAGAAGAAGAAAAAGAAGAGACACUCGAGGAAAUCCGAGGACUUGGGUAAAGACGCGGGACCGCACUUAGCUAAGGCCACCAGCUCGGAGACUGCUGACCGCUUCCGGAGGACGGAGGGCCCCCCGCUCACCGACAGCCUGCCCCUGGAAGGGGCCGGGCCUCUGCGUGAGAAGACGAGACACUUCCGCAUGGCCGGCAGGGGCGACCGGUGCCAUGUGUCGGAGUGUGGCCAGGGUGACUGAAGACUCGGCCUCAAAACCAGGACGCCGCUAGUCACGAUUCGACAUGUUCAACAGAAGCCAUCCCCAACCCAGCUUAAAUUAUAAAUAUAGAAAAUAACCUUGUUCAAAUCUGCGUGGUGCUUCUUUAGUAAAUACUGUACAGAUUUUACCAUGGACAACUUUUUUUUUAGUUUUUACCUUUUCUUAAUUACCCUUAUUCCAAAUGGACGAACACUUUCUACAACUGCUGAGCGUUGUGAAAUACCGUGUAUAUAAGUCACACUGAAAUAACGCCCUGGACUAGAACAUCUCAAAUGCUGCUUACUCCCAGACUCAGGUCGAUCACUGCAUCCCACGCGAUGCUCCUCCAAGUCCGACAGCCGGCGCGAGGCCCGCCGGGAAGCCAGAGCUGUCCCACGUGCAGCCGACAGUAUGUAUAUCUAAUUUAAAGACGUAUUUAAAGCUCCACCAGCUCUCAGCCAGGCUUCCGAGAGCAGUCUGUUUUCUGUACCGUCUGAUACUAGAAACUAAUUUGCUUCAUAUUUUAGUUGUAUUCAAGAUUUGAAGGUGUAUUUUAUAGACAAGUUCUGUUUUUGAACUUUGUGGAACUAUUCCGAUCAAUUUACCAGUUAUGAUGAGUAUUUACAUUAUGAAUGUAUAACCCAGACAUUAUUUGUAAAGCCUACAGUGCGUUUUUUACUACAUAACACUUUUUUAUACAGUGUCUCUCGUCUUGACUAUGAUACCGGAGUCUGAGUUGUCAGCUUGGUCCCUUAAAAGUUUCUAGUUACAGACACAAUCAUACUGUGAUUUUAUUUUUAAUAUGGAUAUGCUAUCAAACUGUGAUACACUUAUAACUCACUGGUCCUGCAUCAGGAGAUGGGGUGGGGAAAACUGUAUUUGAUACAGUUUGUAUCUGAAUAAUCUGUAUGGUUUAUACAGUUUGUGUUGUUCAGAGAUGUCUAAAGUUUGAUCUUUGUUUUUUUAAAGAUUAAAAAAGCACUUGCCCCACUGUAAAUAUACAGCAUGUAAAAUUUAUAGAGUAUAUAAAUGGCAGCAAACUAAACACCUGUGUCUUAUUUUUCACUGCUGUCCGCCCCAUCUGCUUACAGACACACCUCACGGCUUCCUCCUGCCGCCUCCACUCUGUUAGCGCCGCCCCAGCGCGCGGCGGACUCUGGCCCCGCCCGGAGGCGCAGACCGGGACGGCGAGCGGUCGCUGGGCCCGGCGGCGGCGCACAGAAGCAGGUCUGCAGACGGCCUUGUGUGAGCAGUGCGUCUGGUUUUAUUUAGUGAGCACAGAGUUUGCAGUCGGACAGCCACACACCCUCCAGUUUUACUGUUUACAACAAAAUAUCGAUAUAGGGUAUUUUUUCAUGCAAGUUGUGGAAGUAUAUACACUGAAUAAACACUCCAGAAAUCAAUAUAUAUGUACAUUAUUUACACAUUAACUAUUUACUGUAAUAGAAAUG